Molecule: messenger RNA, 3411 nt
Organism: Symbiodinium sp. CCMP2592
Lineage: Eukaryota; Dinophyceae; Suessiales; Symbiodiniaceae
Source: the annotation of a GenBank genome assembly
AUGACUACGGGUGCGCUGCUAGCCUCGCUUUUGAUGGCGACAGCGCUGGUGCUCCUGUCUAGACACACGUUCACGAAGGAUCGUUUUUCCACGCUGGUCGUUCCGUCAAAGCAGUUGCAGGACUUCAACCAAGACAUGACCUGCACACCAAAGUGCCCAGCCGCGCGCCGACUCGCAGAGGAGCCUGACGAUGGCCUCACGAGCCUAGAGCAGUGCUUGGAGCGCUGCCCCUCGGUUGGGUUCAUGGCAGCCAUGGAGUUCGGCGACUGCAGGGCCAGCUGCGAAAGAAAGCAUCCCACAGCAGGAAAGAAGGCUCCCGCCUCGGAGCCACCUUUCGAAGGAUGCAAGCGCACAUGCCGCCAGCACAAGGGGAACUUUUGGCACUUCUUGUACUCCAAUUGUGCCAAAACCUGUGCAGCAAAGACGGCGCUCACUCAGGUAGAGUAUAUGCAGAAGUACAACAUCUCUUUCGGGAAAGAAGGCGAAGAAGAUCUGCAGGCGGAGGUCACUGCGCUGCUGAGGACGAGGUUCAAGUUCAAGAAGCGCUCCAGCAAUCAUCCCUUCAGCUUCAUUUUGGAGACGUACCAGGACAAAGUUGCAGAGGCUUUAGCCAAGGUGUUAGCAAUCCCGGAGAAAGCUCCGCCGCCCAGAGUGGUCAUCAGGCAGUACCGACCUGGCAUCCACCACGUGGUACCAAACGUUCUCAUCAAGGAUCCCGGGAACGACGUCGAAGCCGUCGUGGACAUCAAGGGCCUGUCGAUCGCUGACGUGAAGAAGUUGGGUGACAACGCCACGCUGGAACAGAUCGACAAGGAGUUGAAGAUGUCGCUGGUCAGGGACGUGACAACCGUCGGACUUGCGGAAGUGUCGCCAACGGAAGCCCUGGAAAGCACCUCCUCUUCAAUCCAGGGAGACUUCAUGUCUCUGGGCUGGCACACGGUGUGUCGACUCAACGAGGCUGAUACGACCUUCGAUGGCCAAGGGAAGGUGAGAGUGGUGCAUGGGCAAUCCUUGCGACAAUGCUCGAUACGCUGGACAGCAGCACUUGUUCUGAUCUGGCUGUGCCUGGCCGAGGAAGAGCACGGGAAUUGUGCAGAAGAGGUUGAACGAGAGGAGGAGUCGGAGACGGAGUCCCUUCGUGUCCAGCUGCUGCAACAACGCGAGUUUCGGCUGCAGCGAGGACCUCUCACAACGGCAGAGGUCCCUGCGAAGCAGCAGUUCAGCUUGCCCGUGGCAAAAGCUUUCGCAACCGUCAGCCAAGCAGCGUUUUGCGGGGCUGAUGAAGAGCUACGCAAUUGGACUUGCAAGGCCUGCCGUGAUGUGGGUUUUUCAUUAACCUUGGGCACUCGGCGGCUGGUGCGGCAGGCAGAAUUGGGCGAGGCUGAUUCCACCUUCGUGUUUGUGUCGCGUGCGGAAUGGAUGCCGGAGAAGCCCGAAGCAGAGUGGCUGUGGCCACCUGCGAGGGCCAAGGAACCUCUGAAGCACGGCGGCCAGGAUUGUUAUACUCAUUGUGGUCAGCUUGGUGGCUUCUGUGCCUGGUGCGGCGUGGGAAAUGCAUGCUGCAGGAAAGAUGAGGCCGGAGACCCAGCAGAAUGCGCCAACGCGACCGGGUUCAUCGGUUCUGAGUACCACGAGUGUGUGGCUGUGGCAGAACCGGUCACAAGGAAGCCGGUCCUGCAUGUGGGUGAGGAUUGUUGGCUGUACUGCGGCAAGGCUGGCGGUUUCUGCGACUGGUGUGGUGCGGGAAAUGCUUGCUGCAGGAGUGGCUAUGACAAGGAUCCGCUGGAAUGCCGUGGAGCUGCAGCAAAUUCUUCCCAUCAUGUAUGCACCGCACCAGCGCGCAAUGUGCCGCAGCCAACCACUAAACGCGAGUUCGGCUGCAUCCUGGCCAUCAGAGGCUCCAAGACGUUUACGAACGCCUUGCACGAUGCCUUCUUUUGGAGUGACGAGCUCCCAGUGCAGGAGUGCGAUGGCUGUCAAGUCUUCGAUGGCUUCUGGCGGGUGUGGUCCGGCGUAGAGGCAAAGCUUGGGCGAGUCCUCAUUGACAACGGCUGCAUUCCAGGCACUGAGCAUGGCACCAUCCUCCUCACGGGACAUUCGUUGGGCGCUGCCGUGGCAACCAUUGGUAUGUACAUGCUGCAACUUCGAGGCUACAGCGUGGGUUUGUCCUACAAUUUCGAGUCGCCCCGGGUUGGCAACGAAGCUUUUCACGAUGCAUUUGACGUGAUGUUCGGCCGGAAAGUGGAUUUGUGGCGAAUCACGCGGUCACGGGACCCGGUGCCUCACGUUCCACCGCUUCCAAUCUAUCACCAUGUUGGAUCCGAAGCCUACUUUCCAAAGGAUGCCAAGGAGCCUGUGGUGUGCCUGGAAUCAGAGGACUCCAAAUGCGCAGAUAGAUAUUCCCUCCUGGAAACACUGAUCUUCGGUUGGGACCACUGCAAGUCUGAAAUUGCUGCUCCCGGCCGCGGCUUUGGCGAAGGAGAUUUGGACGAUGCCCAUCUGCGGUCACAGCCAGGUGCGGCCCAUAUUCAGAACGGCACAUUACGCCAGGCCAACGUUCCCGGUUCGCCCUUCGUGGAUUUCCGCGAUGUGGUUAGCAAAACUGGAGAUGAGCUUUUUGCAGUUCAAGCAGGCUUGUUCGGAACCGUGUCACCUGCCGGCGAGAAAUUCGCGAGCAUCUGCAUGGCAGCCGACAAGGGCAUGGCGGACCAAUGCAUAGCAGAGCAGUUGGGCAACAUCCGGUGCGCGCAGAUCAGGGCUAGAAGGCAGGAAGCAACACUUUCCAGCUCGUUAUGCACCUUGUCCUGCAUAGUCAUCGACAUGCAUGUUGAGGAGUCGUAUUGCUGCCGGCAGGUGAACAUGGCAAAGAUGCAUCGAUCACCCUUGGCGGUGUUGCUGCUGGCAGCCGCAUGCUAUGUCCUGAGCCUCGCGCCGGGCUUCGUCGCGCCGACGGAGGUCACCCGUGCCGGUGCCGAAGCAGUGGUGGGAGCUGCAGCCACAGGCUUGGCACCGCUCAAUGAGGCAAGCUCUAUGCUCACCGCCGACCUGUCGCCGUUGGAGAACCCGAACAUCACCUUCGUGGUGCUGCUGUCCAUGUUCUCCAUGUCGAUUGCCCUGGUGGUGAACAUGGCAAAGAUGCAUCGAUCACCCUUGGCGCUGUUGCUGCUGGCAGCCGCAUGCUAUGUCCUGAGCCUCGCGCCGGGCUUCGUCGCGCCGACGGAGGUCACCCGUGCCGGUGCCGAAGCAGUGGUGGGAGCUGCAGCCACAGGCUUGGCACCGCUCAAUGAGGCAAGCUCUAUGCUCACCGCCGACCUGUCGCCGUUGGAGAACCCGAACAUCACCUUCGUGGUGCUGCUGUCCAUGUUCUCUAUGUCGAUUGCCCUGGUGGUGUGGGGACGAAACGGCUUCUGA